Molecule: messenger RNA, 1435 nt
Organism: Olea europaea var. sylvestris
Lineage: Eukaryota; Viridiplantae; Streptophyta; Magnoliopsida; Lamiales; Oleaceae
Exons: 5
Coding region: 140-1267 (375 amino acids)
Source: RefSeq, a predicted model, not a curated record
ACGUUAAUGUCAAACAAAAUCCGAGACACUCACCAAAAUAAUCCUGGCAAUUAUCCUUCUGUACUAAAAUCGAAACCUUAAUCCCUCGGAAUUCCUGAAUUAAAAAAACGACAAAAGAAUUUGAAAUUCUCAAGGGGAAAUGGCUUCAAUCAAGCCUGCAACUCGCUACACCAAUAGCUUAAACAGCUCCACAAAAUCCAAUCCCUCUUCCUCAGCUGAGAUCUCGGUCUCCCGCGCCAUCACAAAGAAAACCACCACCAACCAAAUUAAUCUCAGCUCCAUGGUAAAAAAAUUGGUCGAUAACAAGAAGGCCAAGAAUUUUAAUGGGGACACGAAAUUCAUUAUGGCCGCGGAUUUUUUAGCCGAGGAUUUGAAGAAGAAUGCGAAGAAGGGUUCUGGACUAAGUGGGCUGCACAAGAAAUUGUUUAAGGGAUCAUCAGGAGGGACCAAAAGAGGAGAUGAAAGCUCGAAGAAGGCUUUGACUGAAGUCAAAGGGAAUACGAGGACAUUGGCUAUGGUGUUGAGAAGUGAGAGGGAGCUUUUGAGUUUGACAAAGGAGAACGAGGAGCAGAUGGCUGAACUCAAGUUGUUGCUUGAGGAGAAAAACAGAGAGGUCGAGAAGCUGAAAGAUUUGUGUUUGAAGCAAAGGGAAGAGAUAAAGUCUCUUAAAAAUGCUGUACUAUUUCCGGAUGUUAUGAAUUCGCAACUUGAGAAGCUUCUGCAGAAGCAGGGGUCAGAACUGAAUCAGGCAAAACAUCUUAUUCCAAGUCUUCAGAAGCAGGUCACAUCCCUUACAGGCCAAUUACAAUGUCUUGCUGAGGAUCUUGCUGAGGUGAAGGCAGACAAAUAUUCAGCAAAAGAAAGUUAUGAUAAUCACUUCAGCUCUCCAAGGACACCAUCAUAUGAUCAAGAAGAGGCAGCUAAUUCUUGGUUUGAUCAAGAAUUCAGCUCUGGGGAUUACACAACCCCAGACAGCCCAGAUGACAUGUUUCUCAAAGAUUUGAAUCCGUGCCUAACACCAUGUUACUCCAAGACAAAGUCUAAGGAUUUUGAGGUUUAUGUUUCCCAGAACAAGGAUGCCUUGUCCAGAAGCAAUAAGCAAAUGUGUCAUGAUACCAGUUUCAAUUCUUGUGCAAGGAAGCUAUCAAAAAGUUCAGACUGCUGCCGUUGUUCCAAGACGGGGAACAGUUCAGUUCGUUCAGCUCGCCAAUCAGAUGAAAGCAAAUGUACUUAUGGCAAGCAAAUGGAUCGUAAAUUUUUCAAAUAGACCCUAGUGUUGGUGAUUUUGCAUUGAACGUGUUGUUUUCUCCAGGAACUUCUCCUGUUCCCAGUUCUUGAACUUAAAGUCAGAACGUUUUGUUUGUUUGCAUGUAUAAGAUGUUCUGUCCAGAAUUCUCAGUAGAAUACAAAUAAAAUGGCUUUUUUCUGAGAAUAA